Salarias fasciatus (jewelled blenny) is the source of this 1539-nucleotide messenger RNA. Its product is annotated as kelch repeat and BTB domain-containing protein 13. The record is from RefSeq and is a predicted model, not a curated record. Gene Ontology annotation, molecular function: protein binding. NCBI's taxonomy places the organism in Eukaryota, Metazoa, Chordata, Actinopteri, Blenniiformes, Blenniidae. Bases 1 to 1539 code for a protein of 512 amino acids. The transcript has a single exon.
AUGGACGAGCGUGAAGGCCUGGGAAUCCACCAGGACGUUCCGCUGGAGAAUGCGACCUUUGAUCCGGAGCCCGGGGAGCGCCGGGCCGGCUGGGUGAGGGUGAAGGUGGAGGCGAGCUGCUUCGCCGUGGAGCGGGCUUUUCUCGCCAGGCACAGCGACUUCUUCUGCGCCCUUUUUCAGUCGGGCAUGAAGGAGAGCCGGCAGGCCGAGCUCCACCUGAGAGGAGGGGUCCGAGCGAAGGGUUUCCUCAUCGCGCUGGCGGUCUGCAGGGGGGAGGUUCCCGAAAUCGGCGAGCCGGACGAGCUGGUGGCAGCCGUGGAGUGCGCGGCGUUUCUGCAGGUCGCGUGUUUGGUCCGGCACCUGUGUGACAUUGUCGACUCGGACAACUGCCUCCUGCUUUAUCAAGCCGCCUGGAUAUUCGGGGUCCGCGCUCUGUUUCACAGCGCCGCUCUCUUUCUCUGCGAUGCUUUCGAGGACCUCAGAGAAGCAGCGGAGAGCUCAAUCCCAGACGAGCUGCUGAGAUACUCUCAAUCACUGUCUCCCACUGCUUUCAUUGCUUUAGGCACCCACUCUCCUUCCAUGGAGCUGCUACAGGACUCGUUCAGGGUCGUUUGCUACCUUGACGAAAACGCAGGCGAGUGGAAGCAUCUGACGAACCUCCCGACUCUUUGCAGCACCUUAAUGGCCGGCAUUGCAGUGCUCGAUAACCGGCUGUAUAUCGUGGGGGGCGUGUACGGUUAUGGCAAAGACACAGUGGACAGCAGCUUCUGCUACAACCCCGAAUCGGGGAUUUGGACAACUCUUCCAGGUCCCCAGCAACCGAGAUACGAUUUCACGUUGCUGGGGCACGAGGGCCGACUGUACGCCAUCGGAGGAGAGGUCAACAAAAGAACAAUUUCUGCAGCAGAGAGGUACGACGCUGCGAAAGGCGAGUGGACAGUCAUACAGCACGCCCCAAGACCCGUGGCGUCGGCAGCCUGUGCUGUUGCGCGCCGGCGGAUAUUCGUCUGCUUCUGGAAACCGCCGGACACCACAGACAUCUUUGAAUACAUCCCAGCCAGGGAUGAGUGGAAGCUCGCCACCACAAUGAUCCGACCGCAGAGCUACGGCCACUGUAUGGCGGCCCACAGGGACAACCUGUACGUGAUGCGCAACGGACCCUGCGACGACUUCCUGCGGUGCCUGAUGGACUGCUACAACAUCACGACGGGCCAGUGGACAGCCAUGGAGGGGCACUACAUCAACAGCAAGGGGGCGCUGUUCACCGCCAUGAUAAGGGGGGACUCCGCGUUCACAGUCAAACACAUGCUGACCCUCGAAUACACCAUCGCUGGGGACAAAUGGACGCCACGCAGGCAGAUGAAGGGUUUUCCAAAAAGCGGCUCGCUGUGGACGUGUUUACUCAGGCUUCCCAAGACAGGGCCGGUGAUACCACAGCUGGAUGAAGAAGGGGGAGAAGGAGAAGAAGAAGGCGAAGAAGGAGAAAUGCAUCCGCCAGACACAUCUGGGGGAUUUGCAGAAGCUGCACCACACCUGUGA